Molecule: messenger RNA, 2297 nt
Organism: Ipomoea nil (Japanese morning glory)
Lineage: Eukaryota; Viridiplantae; Streptophyta; Magnoliopsida; Solanales; Convolvulaceae
Product: protein ROOT PRIMORDIUM DEFECTIVE 1
Exons: 3
Coding region: 314-1519 (401 amino acids)
Molecular function (GO): RNA binding
Source: RefSeq, a predicted model, not a curated record
AUAAGUCAGAUUGUUCAGGAUAACAGAACAAUGACUCAACGAGCGCGAAUGCUUCCGAACUUCUGACACUGAAGAAGCAGCAUAAUAGUGAUAAGAUCUGGAGAAAAAAAAAAAAAAAGAUUAUUGUGCUAAAGAGCAAGUCAUGCACAUAUGCAGAAAUGAAUUUUCGAUCUUGAAAAUAGAGGAAAACUAGAAAAAGAUUAGGGCUAAAAUGGGCUGCAGAGGCUGCAAUUCUGCAAAGAAAAACCCAAAACCUUGAGCAAUCAAUCUUCUAUGAACACGGAUCAGUAUAUUGCUUCAUAUAUUUUUGGCAAUGCUCUUUUACGCACGUAAUAUAUGCUCCCAUUUAAGCCCUAGAACCCGACGACCCGGAGCUUCGAUUCAAUUCGCCGCCUCUAUAACAAGCCUCAAAGUUGCCUGGCGCAAGGACCGGAAGCUAGACCAAGCAAUCGAGAACGAUAAACAAUGGAGACUCUGCGCAAGGGUAGUGAGGGAGGUGCUAAACGAACCUGGUCAGGUAAUCCCUCUCCGAUAUUUAGAGAAACGGCGCGAGCGGCUCCGUUUGCGCGUAGGAGUUACAACUUUUCUUGCCCAAAACCCUGGAUUGUUCGAUACCUAUAUGGAUCGCAUCCGACCCAAAUCCAAUCCCGUCCCGUUCCUACGCCCUAGCAAUUGGCUUCGCCAAUUCAUGGAACAGGAAAACAGAAUUUAUAUUCAAAAUGAGAACUUGCUGGUUUCUAAGUUAUGUAAAUUGCUGAUGAUGGCUAAAGAUAGAGUGGUAAGUGCAGAUAAAUUGUUAGAGGUGAAGAGAGAAUUUGGUUUUCCGAAUGACUUUUUGGUUAAUUUGGUGCCUAAAUAUCCAGAGUAUUUCCGAUUGGUUGGGUCUCCAGGAGAGGGGAAAUCGUUCUUGCAAUUGGUUUCUUGGAAUGAUGAUUUUGGCAAGUCAGUAAUUGAGCAGAGAGCAGAGGAAGAAUCGAGGUUAACCGGAAUACGAAUUAUGCCAGCGUUUAACUGGACACUUCCUCCUGGCUUUUGCAUUAAGCAGGAAAUGAGGGAGUGGAUUAGAGAUUGGAUGGAGUUGGCGUAUAUAUCGCCCUACACCGAUGUUUCGCACUUGGAGCAAGCAUCGAGAGAAAUGGAGAAGAGGACUGUAGGCGUUUUCCAUGAGUUGCUUUCUCUUUCUUUAUACAAGAGGAUUCCUAUUCCCAUUUUGGGGAAGUUUGGGGAGGAGUAUAGGUUUUCGAAUGCAUUUCCCAAUUUGUUCACUAGGCAUCCGGGGAUUUUUUACGUGUCAUUGAAGGCCGGGAUCAAGACUGCAAUGCUGAGGGAAGCAUACAAGGCCGAUGAACUGAUUGAUCGAGACCCACUUCUCGAGAUUAAAGAUAAAUUCCUGGAGUUGCUGGCUGAGGGACAUAAAAAGAAGUAUGAGCAGCUGAGAUUACAGAGAGAAAUGAUUCGGGAAGAUAUGAACUUCAUAGCAGCAAGGAGUGCAAUAGUAGAUGAUCAUGGAGACGAUUAGGAGCAGUGAGAAAUUGUAAGGACCAUGGAAUUCAACUGAGAAAGCUGCUCUUAAAUGCAUGCCAAGCUGAUCAGAGAAUGUUUUCAUUGCCUUGCAUAACAAGCAUGGAUGGAAGCAAUAUCCACAAAGUAGCCUUCUUUUUAGCGUUGCUGGUGCUUUGCCCCAUGACCGAGAGCCUUUGGAAAGCCGUUGGCCCUCUUUGCGCAUCACAGUUAACACUUGUUAACCAUGCAUGUUCAUUUCUGGCAUUGGGGAACCCUUCACCUUCUCACCCCUCGCUCGUCUCUGCUAGACAAGCUCCUAGCGCAAACCGUACAGAUGGACGACACAGGCACAGCCAUGGGUCGCAACACGCCAGCAGGAGGCAUCGUGGUCGUCAUCAUAAACACCACGACAAUCCCGAAGAAGAGAUUUGCUGCAGAUGGCUGAGAGAAGUUGACGAUGUGUGCGUAUGUCAAUUGCUUGCUCACUUGCCCGCCUUCCUCUCUAGGCCCGUCCACGAAUACACUGUCAACGUUGGUGAAACAUGCGACGAGAGCUUCCUAUGUGGUUCAUGGAUCAAAAUCAACGAUUGAAAACGUUUUAUGAUGAUCUCCAUACGAUGUUUUUUAAGGUGUGGUAGAAAAUAUUCAUGUGUUUAUGUUUUGCAGUUUGAUAAGUGUGUCAUGCUCCAAGUAGAAUUAAAACACUAUACUUUCAUAUGUUGAUUUUGGUUAUGAAUUGUGAUGUUCUUGUGCAGAAGUUUAUGAAUCAAGCAUUUUUCUCUUUUCUUUCUUUA